This is a messenger RNA of Pochonia chlamydosporia 170, 3765 nucleotides long. Its product is annotated as retrovirus polyprotein. The coding region runs from base 1 to 3765 and encodes 1254 amino acids. Gene Ontology annotation, biological process: DNA integration. Gene Ontology annotation, molecular function: nucleic acid binding. NCBI's taxonomy places the organism in Eukaryota, Fungi, Ascomycota, Sordariomycetes, Hypocreales, Clavicipitaceae. The transcript has a single exon. The record is from RefSeq and is a predicted model, not a curated record.
AUGGACAUUAAAGGACACAAAGAAAAGAUUCUAUUUUACGUAACGAAGCUCGGAAAGUACGAUAUCAUUCUCGGAAAACCCUGGCUAACAGACCACAACCCAAACGUCAAUUGGAGUACGAAUAUAGUUACUUUCAACUCCAAUCAUUGCCGCCAAUACUGCAUGGAGAAGGGACAAUACCAACUAGCAGUCUCAGGAGCUCCCACUUUGCCAAUCCCAACAACGGCAACCAUACAUCCACGUCCAUCAAUCCCUCGAAGGAUCGGCGCACCCGCAUUCCACACGCUGGCCAACAAGCACGACGUCGACGUAUUCUCACUAUCUCUUUAUGAGAUCGAUAAAAGACUAGCCGAACUUGGUGUUAUCACAAACGUCUCCACGUUCGCAGAACCGAAGGCAGACCGAUUCGACGCCGCACUUACGGACGUGCAAAAGAUGAACCGAGAACUCCAGUCGCAUGAUAAAAUAAUACCUCCCAACCCCAGGGACCAACAAACCCAGGAACUCCAAGCUUCUCGGAAACUAGCAGCAGACAUGUACCUUUCAGGGGCAUCACUCGAGGAUAUUCACAAAGCACUCGAACCCAAGACUUUCAUCAACCCCGCAACAAAAGUACCUGAACACUACCAUGAAUUCCUCAAAGUAUUCGACCAGACAGAGGCAGAUAAACUUCCCCCGCACCGACACUGCGACCACGAAAUCGAACUUCAACCUGGCACAACCCCACCCCAUGGACCUCUGUACGGCAUGUCCGAAGACGAACUCGUCGUCCUCCGGAAAUUCCUUCAAGAAAACCUCGACAAGGGCUUUAUACGUGCCAGUACGUCACCAGCCGCCUCGCCAGUGCUAUUUGCGAAGAAACCCGGAGGCGGCCUCCGUUUUUGCGUCGACUACCGGGCACUCAAUGCCAUAACCAUCAAGAACCGAUAUCCACUGCCAUUAAUUCAGGAGACUCUUUCGCAACUAAGCCAAGCCAAAUAUUUCACCAAACUUGAUGUCGUCGCAGCAUUUAACCGAAUACGCAUCAAGGAGGGCCAAGAGUGGAUGACAGCGUUCAACACAAGAUAUGGACUCUUCGAGAGUCUGGUGAUGCCGUUCGGACUAUCAAACGCCCCAGCUACCUUCCAAGCCAGGAUCAACGAAGUAUUACGCCCAUUCCUGGACAGAUAUUGCACAGCCUAUAUCGACGACAUUCUCAUCUACUCAAACGACCUCGCCUCUCACAGACUCCACGUCAAAUCAGUGCUCCAGGCGCUUGAAGCCGCGGGCUUGCAACUCGACGUCAAGAAGUGUGAAUUCGAGACUACCGAAGUGAAAUAUCUGGGCAUGAUCAUCUCAACCACGGGAGUACGAAUGGACCCAGCGAAAGUCGACUGUCUCGUCAACUGGGAAGCGCCCAUCAAUGUAAAAGACGUCCAAGCCUUCUUAGGAUUCUCGAAUUUCUACAGACGAUUCAUCAAAGGAUUCUCACGCAUCGUACGACCACUGGUUGCCCUGACACGGAAGUUAGUCAAAUGGAAUUGGACCUCAUCUUGCCAAGAGGCGUUCGACACGCUCAAAGAAAGCUUCACCUCGGCCCCGAUCCUCAAACACUUCGACCCCACAAAAGAAGUCAUUGUCGAAUGCGAUGCAUCCGAUUUCGUGUCUUCAGGCAUCCUCUCCCAGGAAGACGAUCGGGGGGUACUGCAUCCAGUGGCCUUCAUGUCUAAAAAAUACGACCCCGCUGAAUGUAACUACGAGAUCUACGACAAAGAACUUUUGGCAAUUGUACGCUGCUUCGAAUGCUGGAGACCGGAACUCCAAGGCGCGCACCACCCGAUCACAGUGAUCACCGACCAUGCCAAUCUUCGAUACUUCAUGACAACUAAGCAACUUUCAAGACGCCAAGUCAGGUGGAGUGAAUUCCUAUCAGAGUUUCAAUUUGCUAUUAAGUCGGUACCAGGGAAAGAUAACAGAAAACCCGACUCACUCACAAGGAGAUCACAAGACUUGCCAAAAGAUGAAAAUGACGACCGCAUCCAAUACCAACAACAAUCACUGCUAAAACCGCACAACAUUGACUCCUCCGUACAAGAAGAACUGAAGAUUGACCCUGAGCUCUCAGAACUCUUCGCAAACUUGUCCUGGGACCAGGAAAUUGCACUAUGCCCGGCCAUUCUAGACGAAGUUGAACCAGAACCAAUCAACCACAAAAUCACAAGGCUGCUAGACAAAGGUUAUGAAGAGGAUGAAUGGUGGAUGAAAAUUAGGGACGAGAUGCUCAAACCCCACGGCAUCCCCCACUCAAAGGAAGUCUCCCUAUCUGAAUGCACGAUAAAUGAAGGCCGACUGUACUUCCGAGAGAGAUUGUACGUCCCAGAAGGCGAACUACGAACCCUUCUCACCCAACUCGCUCACGACAGCGUUGAGUCAGGCCACCCCGGGAAGAACAAGCUAUACGAACUCAUCUCACGCUCCUACUGGUGGCCGAGGCUCAGCACUGAUACAAAAGAAUUCACACGCAAUUGCCACGGCUGCCUGAGAAACAAGUCCUCCCAACUGCGUUACCAGGGAACACUGAAGCCUCUCCCAAUCCCACUGCAAAGAUGGAGAGACCUGUCUGUCGACUUCAUCGGCCCGUUUCAACCAACUUCCCGCGGAUUUAACGCGAUCAUGGUCGUAGUCGAUAGGCUGUCAAAGGACAGACAUUUCACGCCCUGCAGGACCGACAUGAAAGCACACGACUUAGCCAUGCUCUUCGUGCGAGAUGUAUGGAAACUCCACGGUCUACCAGAUUCAAUUGUGUCCGAUCGAGGACCACUGUUCAUUUCGGAGUUCUGGAAGGCAGUCUGCCACCGAUUACAGACCAACAUCAGCCUUUCUACAGCAUACCACCCGGAAACCGACGGCCAAACCGAGAACGCUAACUCAUUCCUCGAACAAUACCUUCGCCAAUAUGUCAGCUUCGCCCAAGACGACUGGGAUGAGUGGCUCCCACUGGCUGAAUUCGCAGCCCGUAAUGUCGUCAACGACUCAACUGGCAUGUCCCCCUUUUUCGCGAACACGGGCUACCACCCUCGAAUGAGCUUCGGCCCUCCUCGAGCGAUGUCGAAAGCAGUAUCCAAGGACCUGGCAGAACGCAGCAACGAGGGCAAUAACUUCGUCGCGAAGAUGGAGGAGAUCACCGAUCUACUCCGGACGAACCUGCGUUCAGCCCAAGCCUCACAAGAAAAAUUCGCCAAUGCAAACAGAUCACCGGCGCCAGCCUAUCGAGUCGGAGAUCUGGUCCUGCUAAGCACGCGUAACAUCAAUUCAGCCAGACCCAUCCCAAAACUCGAUCACAAGUUCAUUGGCCCUUUUCGAAUAGAGCGCGUGCUCAGCUCUCACACCUACCAGCUCAAAUUGCCACACGAAUUAAGCUCAAUUCACAACUCAUUCCAUACCAACCUCCUGCGACCAUUACCAAACGACCCACUCCCCGGCCAGUACAACCCGCCGCCGCCGCCAAUAGCACUGGACGAAAGAGGGGAGAAGCUCUGGGCGAUUGAAGAAAUACUGGACUCGAGACGCAAAAAAGGGAAAGGUUUUCAGUACUAUAUACUAUGGAGAGGCUUUGGUCAUAGGGAAGCCACAUGGGAACCAUUGCACAAUGUCGUCAACGCACACAUCGCAAUAAAAGAGUUUGAGAAACGCCACAGAAGCAAACCCAGACCCACGAGGCAAGAGGUGCGAAAUGCCCGACACCAAGCGAAGCAAGAUGUCAAAAAUUCAGAAACGAGGGAGUAA